Oryza sativa Japonica Group (Japanese rice) is the source of this 2605-nucleotide messenger RNA. RefSeq lists its product as uncharacterized. Gene Ontology annotation, molecular function: poly(A) binding. Gene Ontology annotation, biological process: mRNA processing; regulation of mRNA stability. Gene Ontology annotation, cellular component: nucleus; cytoplasm. The record is from RefSeq and is a predicted model, not a curated record. NCBI's taxonomy places the organism in Eukaryota, Viridiplantae, Streptophyta, Magnoliopsida, Poales, Poaceae.
UAAUCCAAAUCCAAACCGCCCCCGAAAUUAAGCACACCUGCCACGUCUCUCUCUCCCUCGUUGAGCAGCAGAGGCGCCGCCUAUCGCCGCCGCCGCCGCCCGCGACCAGGAGAUUCGGAGGCGAUGGGGCGGGAGGCGGCGGCGGAGGCGGAGGAGCAGCUGCUGCGCCGGAGCCUGCGCCUCUUCGCCGCCGGGGAGCGCUCCUUCCGCAUGGACCGCCUCUCGCCGGACGCCGACGCCCUCCGCGCCGCCGUCGCCGACGUGCUCCCCCGCUUCCUCGGCAGCUACACCGACGACAUCCUCGCGGAAUACAUUGUCAUUCUAGUCUGUAAUGGGAAACACCAGUACCAAGCACGUGAUGACUUGGAGGCCUUCCUUGGUGAUGAUAGUGCAAAAUUUGUUUCAUGGCUUUGGGGUUACCUCAGUAAAAAGGCUUUAACAUUGGCUGACAAUUCUAGCAUCCAGCAUGGUCUGACAAAUGAGAUCCGGAACCGUAGUACCAAGAAAAAUCUUCAGGUUUCCUGGGCCGGAUCGGUUGCUGCCAGUUACCAGAAUUUACCGGAAAUCAUUUCAAAUACAAAUAAUGGUUACCGGCUGGUCAAUUCAGAUAUCUCAUCACCUCAAGAGCAUCAUACUCUUCAGAAGCAUGACUCAACUGAAGGACAAAAUGUGGCCCGACGCCACAUUAGCUCGACGGUUACUGUUACUCCUGAAAAGUUGGUUGACGAUCAAUGUUAUUGGGAGGGCCAACAUCAGAAGAAAGAUCAGAGAUCAUCAAGUGGCAGAAAUUUCUCCACACUGAAGUCUGGUGUAGCUGUAAGGACAGCACAAGCAUUGCCACAAGAUGAACUCCGCCAUGAAGUGUGCAUUGGAAGAAAUGCUUCUGCAAGACGGUUUCCUUUGGCUGUAAGAAGUGAUGAUGUGCUAGAUCCAGAAUCUAUUAAAAAACGUGGCAAUGUUUGGGAUAGGCUAGGAAAGCCUGCCAUAAAGGAUCGUAUUUGUGCUACAGAAGAUGAUGACAUGCAUGUUCAAAAUGGACUACAUAAGAAGGCGAAGUUAAUGGUCACUGAGCAUGAGCUAAGAUGCCGUAUGAACUCAAGUACAGAAGGAGAUUUAUUUGAUAUAGCAAAUUCCAGAAGAUUUCCCAGAAGCUAUCAAGAUGUCAACACAGUACAAGCACAUGAGCACACAGAGAAGUCCAAUAGAAGCAGGUUGAUUGGUCGGAUAAAUUUUGGUGAUAUUGAGCGUAAUCAGCUUCAAGUUAGAGAUGUUAUUCGCCAAAAGUCCAGUCCAAAUUUGCCAGCAAGAAGUGUUCCACUACAAAGUCAGAAUGAAUUCAUAUCUGAAGUGAAGAGCUCAGUAACAGCAGUCUCUGAGUCAGCAUGCCAUGUGAGUAAAUCAACAAAAGGACAAGUACCAGGAUCUAGCAAAUUGGGUCAACUAGCUACACGGAGAAAUUUAGAGACUGAAGUUUUGCAAAGUCAGCAAGUUAGCAGCCCAGCGCAAUCUAAGACAGGAUCUUCUGUACAUGAAGAUGGUGGAAAUUGCUGUAACAAGCCUAUGAAAAAUGAAAUGCUGGAUGUGAAACUAAAGCUCAAACAAGUGGAACUGGAUGUGCUCAAGCUUCGUUCCAAGCAGGCACAGAUAAACAAUGUGAAGCAAGGUUUCCUAUCAUCAGGUCCCCAUGCUAAUCUAGAUGAGGAUGCUGACUCCAGAACUGUUCUCGUGACAAAUGUACAUUUUGCAGCAACAAAGGAAGCAUUGUCAGGGCAUUUUAUGAAGUGCGGCACUGUGCUUAAGAUAAAUAUAUUGACAGAUGCAAUUUCUGGGCACCCUAAAGGGGCUGCAUUUGUUACUUUCACUGACAAGGAAUCUGUUGAGAAGGCAGUAUCAUUGAGUGGGUCAUCAUUUUUCUCAAGAGUUCUAACAGUAAUGCGCAAAGCCGAAGCACCUCCAGGUUUUCUGGCAUCUGUUCAACCGAUCGGGAGGCCUCUACAGUCAUGGAACUCACCACCCAUCCAGAAAGGGGUGAGUCCAAGGCAGAUCCCUGGUUAUCACCUCCAAUGGAAACGUGAGCAAUCUGUGCUGGAGAAAUCCCCUGCCAGUUGCCCUACUAACUGAAGAAAACCACAACAAAUGGUCUAGAAGAAAAUAGGCCUACUCUACAUUGGCCUGGCAGUGGACUGUACUUGCAAAUGUACAAAGUUUUUGCUGGAGAAAAAUGGCCAUGUUUGGCAUCUGUUACUAUGCCCACAAAAUACAGGUUUCUUCCAUACAAGGUAUUGAGGGCUUCAAUUGCGGCGAGAUACGUGACAUGGGGAGAGAUUGCUGGCAACGCCAAAUGAAUCUGUUGAUCAGUUUCCGAUUGGACACGUUGUAGCGUAUGCCUGAAAACUGUUUUCUGAACUUCACUUGAGUCUCUUCAUAUCUCUACUGUCACCCUUGUCAAAUGUAAGCAGGGCGGGUAUUCUGAUGAUAACAUGAAAUGAAAUCACAGUUCUGAAACAUUUACAAACAUUUCUAAAAGCAGUAUAUGUAGUAUGGAGUAACAUAUAGGUAAAAGUACAUUGUGUUAAGGUAUAUGAAAAAUUAAUGCUUCCACCUC